This is a messenger RNA of Lytechinus variegatus (green sea urchin), 3853 nucleotides long. RefSeq names its product pyruvate kinase PKM-like. Gene Ontology annotation, molecular function: magnesium ion binding; pyruvate kinase activity; potassium ion binding. Gene Ontology annotation, biological process: glycolytic process. The record is from RefSeq and is a predicted model, not a curated record. Lineage: Eukaryota; Metazoa; Echinodermata; Echinoidea; Temnopleuroida; Toxopneustidae. Gene Ontology annotation, cellular component: cytoplasm. The transcript is spliced from 11 exons. The coding region runs from base 251 to 1867 and encodes 538 amino acids.
ACAAAUCGCAUUCCCAGGCCAGCAACCCCGGCGUCUAGGCUCCCUUAAAAGACUCGCGUAGCACAGCUACAGGCGCCAACCAGGGCAAUUUGCAUGCGGCUCGAACGUGCACAUAUAUCGCGCUGUGCAUAUGCCAGAAUUCACGGGACCAACGACCGUAGAUCAUCUACCUAAUAGUAAUAAAGUUACCUUCAUCACUCAAUCGGUUUGCUAGUAAAAAUUCGUUCGAGGGUAGUUAUUUGGAAUCACCAUGUCUCAGGCUGCAAAGCGCCCACAUGUUGCAGAUGAUGAACAUGACAGCGAGCAUUACUUUCAGAUGGCCCAGUACAAGGUUGUCACGGCCAACACGUUCUUGGACCACUGCAGCAAGCUUCACAUUGAAUCUCGUCCUGGCAAUGUGCGCAACUCUGGAAUCGUCUGCACAAUCGGACCUGCUUCCCGUAGUGUAGACACUCUAAUGGAUAUGAUCAAGAAUGGCAUGAACAUUGCUCGUAUGAACUUCUCACAUGGAUCCCAUGAGUACCAUGCAGAGACGAUAAAAAAUGUUCGUGAGGCUGAGAGGCGUCUCACCCAGUUGCGUACAUGCAGUAUUGCUGUAGCUCUUGACACAAAGGGACCAGAGAUCAGAACUGGACUCUUGUCAGGUGGAGGUUCGGCUGAGAUAAAGCUGGAGAGUGGAAAGACAAUCCGCCUAAGUUUGAACAAAUCUGACGCCGAGUCUGGUACUGCAGAGAAGAUCUACGUUGACUAUCCAAACAUGAGAAAGGUCCUAGAUGUGGGAGGCACUGUGUUUGUUGAUGAUGGUUUGAUUGCUCUUGAAGUUACUGAAAUUGGUUCUGACUACCUAGACUGCAGGAUUGUCAAUGGAGGCAUGCUUGGUAGUAGGAAGGGUGUUAAUCUACCCAAUGCUGAAGUAGACUUGCCUGCACUCUCAGAGAAAGAUAAGGGGGAUCUCAAAUUUGGUUUAGAAAAUGGGGUUGAGAUGGUGUUUGCAUCCUUCAUCCGCAAGGCUAGCGAUGUUGAACAGGUGAGAGAGGUAUUGGGUGAACAAGGAGCUCAUAUCAAGAUCAUCAGUAAGAUUGAGAACCAGGAAGGUGUAGCCAAAUUUGAUGAGAUCUUGGAAGCAAGUGAUGGUAUCAUGGUUGCCCGUGGUGACCUCGGUAUUGAGAUCCCCCCAGAGAAGGUCUUCCUAGCUCAGAAGAUGAUGAUCAGUAGAUGUAACAAGAUUGGUAAACCUGUCAUCUGUGCUACUCAGAUGUUGGAGAGUAUGGUGAACAACCCUCGUCCCACCAGGGCAGAGACUAGUGAUGUUGCCAAUGCUGUUCUUGAUGGUGCAGACUGUGUCAUGUUAUCAGGAGAAACAGCAAAGGGCAAAUACCCAGUGGAAGCUGUUAGCAUGAUGCACAGGAUCUCCAGAGAGGCAGAGGCCGCAGUGUUCCAUAGGCAGCAGUUUGAGGAACUGACCAGGGAGGUUGAUAUGCCAACCAGUGCUGGUUUGACUGUAGCCAUUGCAGCUGUGGAAGCAUCUUAUAAAUGCUUGGCUGGUGCAAUCAUUGUACUCACCAAGACUGGAAGGUCUGCCCACAUGAUUUCCCGCUUCCGUCCUCUUGCCCCUAUCCUGGCAGUGACCCGUAACCAAGUCAUUGCUCGUCAGAUCCAUCUCCAUCGUGGCUGCUUUCCUCUCCUCUACCCCUACCCCGAGGAAGAGGACCGCAUCUGGUCUGAGGAUAUUGACAACCGUGUCAAGUUUGCCGUAGAGGUCGGCAAGGGCAGGAAGUUCUUUGAAGAUAACACCCCCGUCAUUGUAGUAACUGGUUGGCGAUCAGGUGCAGGCUUCACCAACACCAUGCGCAUCAUUUACUCUUAGAGAGAUACCUUUGAUAGAUAGGAAAAUCCAAAGAAAUUAUAUAUGCAGAUUUUAUCCUCUCAAUAUACAAUCUCAACCCUUUACUCUGUCAUUUGCUUUAAGUAAUGACCUCCAUGUGUCUUAGAUUGAAACACUUUUAGUAUAGAUAUUGGUGGUGAUUGUAAAAAGAUUUAAUAUUUGUUGCACACAGAAAAGUAGGUGUCAAACAGGGUUACAUUUACUGUUUAUUUUUCUGUUGGUAGCUAUGUUCAGCAGCAACAAACAAAUCCAUGACCUGUGACUGAUUUGGUAUUUGUGGAAAAUGUGGCUCCAUAUUUUGUCAUUUGAUGGUGAGGACUUGGCUUUCCUCUCAGGUAUAUAAUAUAGAGAACAGGUGUUCUUGUAGAAAUAUGAUUAAGUGGUACUUUCAUGAGUAUUUAAGAAUACACCUUCAUUGACAUCGUGGUAUAUUCAAUCCAUAAUUUACAUCUUAUAUGUUAUCCCAUACUGUCUGUUUUACCCAUAUGUUAUGAAAUAAUCAUGGUGAAACUGUAAGCACAAAAGUGCGCAAGGUAUAUGUUCCACAAUUUGUUAAUGUUUUGGAGACUACCCUCUAAUCUUUGCAACAAGGUAUUUCAGAGCAACAAUAGCUUUGAAUAUGUAUUACUUCAUGAGCAUAUACAUGUAUCUGUGUUGACCCCAGUUAUAUGGGUCAUUUGGAUUUUUAUCCAUCUAAAAUUAAACAAUGACCAAUAUAGAUGAUAAUGGUGAAACUAAGCACAAACAGUUUUAAUGUAUAUCGUAUUUUUAAACAGUAUUUUUUGGAGUAUUGGAGAAUUGUCAUUUUCUUUGCAGUGUUCCAGAAGAAAAACUAGCUAGAAUGCCUGGUGUCAAGAAAAUAACUUUUGGUUAUACAUGUUGUGCCAAACUUAGUUUGAAGUUAUUUUUUAUUUUUUGCACUUUGUUGUUUGUUUAUUUAUAAGGAUAUGAUCCACCUGAAUAAUAUGUUUGAUCAAUCUACCUUGGUUGAAUGCUAGCUUUAAGCUUUUUAUUCAGAUUUUUUUUAUAUAAUGAAAAAUUGAUAAUCAUCCAUCUCAUGAAUAUUUACAUACCAAGUAUCUCUUUACUUGAAUUCUAUAAAUUUGCAAGAUAACCUUUAUGAAAUGAAGGUCGGGACCCUGUAAGAAAUAUUUACUUUUAUUUGCUGAAAUUAACAUGUAUUCUGUACAUGCAAUACUGGGAGUCAGAUAUUUGUAUGGUUUUGAUGUUUAAAUUGACAUGCCUGGUUAUUGUUGACGUCUGAGCAAGUUUAAGUGCUAAUAUCGGACUGAAGUAAAAGAUGUCACAGUUGUUACCAUGGAGUAAUUGAUCAAUUUUCACAGUCAAGCUAUCUGAAUUCCCUUUGACUGAAAUAAUUUUAAUUGAAGAUCUUCUCUUGAUACCAUUAUAAGUCCAAACACUUGGAAACCUUAUCAGAAGUAUACUUUAUAUUGAGAAUGAUGCUGAGAAUUGAAAUGGGCUUCAAUGGGAUGUGGAACAGGGCCCCUGUAUGAAAAGAAACUUGAAAAUUGUGAACAUAUGCAUUCAUAUUGCAGCAAACAAAGUCUUGAUUGGGAUAGAAUUGUUCGUUUUUCCAUAAAUCAUACAUACAUGUACAUGUCCCAUUAACAUGAAGUGUGCUAUAAAUACCCAAACUGAAGUUGCUUUCUCUUCUCCAAGUUACUAUAUUGUCCUUUUGGAAUUCCCAUUUUCAAGAAUGGAAAUUACCAGUUGAAUCUGACAGCUGCUUCUUUGUUAGAAUUCCUGUUAAGUAUCAGUACAUGUGUAACCCAUGUGAACCUCUAUAUUUUUUGAAGCAUGUGCAUGUUAGUUGCAAAACGUGUGGUUAUUUUGGAAUAGGUUAUUGGAAGUUACAUGUGUUGAUGUGGUACACAAGACCUGAUGUGCGAUGAAAAAAAAAACUGCCAGAUAUGAGCUUGUGGUUCUUUGAAGGCAAUAAAUGCUAAA